Molecule: messenger RNA, 864 nt
Organism: Saxophila tyrrhenica
Lineage: Eukaryota; Fungi; Ascomycota; Dothideomycetes; Mycosphaerellales; Extremaceae
Gene: pan6
Product: pantoate-beta-alanine ligase
Exons: 2
Coding region: 1-864 (287 amino acids)
Biological process (GO): pantothenate biosynthetic process
Molecular function (GO): pantoate-beta-alanine ligase activity
Source: RefSeq, a predicted model, not a curated record
AUGGGUGCCCUCCACGACGGUCAUCUGUCUCUCAUGCGGCAAGCGGCGUCCGAGAACAGCCGCGUCUUUGUGUCGAUCUACGUCAAUCCCACACAGUUCGGCCCUACCGAAGACCUGGACAGCUACCCAAAGACAUGGGAAACCGACAUGCAGCAACUGGAGGCUCUAGACGCCGAGCUUCAACAAGGCGGCAAAGGCCGCAUUGAAGCAGUCUUCGCACCUACGACCAAAGUCAUGUACCCAACGCUCCCACCGGACUCGACCUUACCCGGCGUUGGCUCCUUUGUCACGAUAACACCGCUCGCGCAUUUGCUCGAAGGCGCGAGCAGGCCGGUCUUUAUGAGAGGUGUGGCAACGGUGUGCACGAAACUGUUCAACGUCGUCGAGCCCGAGCGGGUGUACUUUGGACAGAAGGACAUUCAGCAGACUGCUGUGAUUAAGCGUAUGGUUCGGGACCUCCACAUCAACACUGAGGUCCGGGUUGGUCCAACGAGCCGCGAGGCUGAUGGGCUUGCAAUGAGCAGCAGGAAUGUGUAUCUGGGAGAGCGCAGACGCAAGACUGGGAUCGUGCUCUGGCAGUCGCUGAGAGCUGCGGAGGCGGCGUACAGCAUGGGCAGAUGUGACAGAGAUGAGAUCCUGGCGAUGGAGCGAGCAGGGUUCGAGGUGGACUACAUCUCACUGGCUGAUCCGGAAACACUCGAGGAGAUCAACCACGUGGACGAAAGCAGAGGUGCGAUCCUAAGCGGCGCAAUCAUCAUGCUGUCACUCGAAGCCACGAAGGAAGGUGAAAAACUUGGUCGAGAGCACGAUACCAAUCGUGUUCGCCUCAUCGAUAAUAUUAUUCUCCAGCCACGAAAUCAAUGA